Molecule: messenger RNA, 2025 nt
Organism: Cheilinus undulatus (humphead wrasse)
Lineage: Eukaryota; Metazoa; Chordata; Actinopteri; Labriformes; Labridae
Gene: dnajc3a
Product: DnaJ (Hsp40) homolog, subfamily C, member 3a
Exons: 12
Coding region: 142-1650 (502 amino acids)
Biological process (GO): protein folding in endoplasmic reticulum
Cellular component (GO): endoplasmic reticulum
Molecular function (GO): misfolded protein binding; protein-folding chaperone binding
Source: RefSeq, a predicted model, not a curated record
CUGGGAAAAAGAGGAGCAAUGCUGACUAGCCGUCAACACAUGGGACGUUUGAGAAUUAGGUGAAACAAUACUCGAAUAAUAUUGGCUGACGUUUUUUGGGACUUUAACGAGAGAGAGACUCUGUCUGAUGAAACUCCAACCAUGGUUUCUAUGGACCAUGUAGCUCACAAAAUACUGGCUUACAUCCCAUAUGUUCUCGUUUUGAUUGAUAUGAGAUAUGAAGGAGUUAAAUGUGGCAGGGAUGGCAGUGUGGACAAUCAUAUGGAGAUGGGGAAGAAACUGCUCGCUGCUGGCCAGCUAGCAGAUGCCCUUUCUCAUUUCCAUGCUGCUGUGGAUGGAGAUCCAAAGAACUACAUGGCUUACUACAGGAGAGCUACAGUGUUUCUAGCUAUGGGAAAGUCCAAGUCUGCACUGCCAGAUUUGAGUAGAGUCAUUGAACUCAAACCAGACUUUACAUCUGCAAGGCUGCAAAGAGGAAAUCUUCUUCUGAAGCAGGGCAAGCUGGAUGAAGCAGAGAGUGACUUUAAAAAAGUGCUGAGGUCUAACCCCAGUGACAAAGAGGAGAAGGAAGCCCAGAAUCAGCUGACCAAGUCAGAUGAAAUUCAGCGACUUGUGGCUCAGGCACGCCACAGCUUUGACAGCCGUGAUUAUGUGACAGCUGCCACCCAGCUCGACGCUAUCAUUGAGACGUGUGUUUGGGACGUGACGUCUCGUGAGAUGCGAGCAGAGUGUUUUAUUCAAAUGGGAGAGAUGGGGAAGGCCAUUAGUGACCUCAAAGCAGCCUCCAAGUUGAAGAAUGACAAUACCCAGGCUUUCUACAAGCUCAGCACCAUCUACUACAAUCUCGGAGAUCAUGAGAUGUCACUCAAUGAGGUGCGUGAAUGCCUGAAGCUGGAUCCCGACCACAAGCAGUGUUACAGCCAUUACAAGCAGGUCAAGAAGCUCAACAAACAGAUCCAGUCUGCAGAGGAACUCAUCCAAGAGCAGAGGUAUGAAGAUGCUGUGAGUAAAUACGAGGCAGUGAUGAAGACUGAGCCCAACGUGCACCAUUUCACUCUCCUCGCCAAGCAGCGAAUCUGCCAUGCACUGACUCAGGGCCAGCAAGCAAGCAGAGCAAUCUCAGUGUGUAGUGAAGUUCUCCAGUCGGACCCUGAGAAUGUGAAUGUGCUAAAGGACCGAGCUGAGGCCUAUCUACAGGAGGAACAGUAUGAGGAAGCCAUUAAAGACUAUGAGACUGCAGGAAAACACAGCGAAAACGACCGGCAGAUAAAAGAAGGCCUGGAGAGAGCUCAGCGACUUCUCAAACAGUCUCAGAAAAGGGAUUAUUACAAGAUCCUGGGAGUCAAGAGAACUGCCCAGAAAAAGGAGAUCAUCAAAGCCUACAGAAAACUGGCCCAGCAGUGGCAUCCUGACAACUUCCAGGAUCCAGAGGAGAAGAAGAGGGCGGAGAAGAAGUUCAUCGACAUCGCUCAGGCCAAAGAGGUCCUCACUGACCCAGAGAUGAGAACAAAGUUUGAUCACGGGGAGGACCCCAUGGAUCCAGAGAGCCAGCAGAGUCACCAUCAGCACUUUCACGGAGGUUUCCAUGGCUUUCAGGGAUUUAACCCUUUCGGCUCGGGACCCUUCAACUUUAAAUUCAACUUUAACUGAGGACUCUAGCACAGCUGGAGUUUUUUCUAUUUCCUCUCUAUUUAAAAGGGAGAUCAGCAGAAUGAGGAAUGUUGGUUUGGACCGACGUUUCUCACAAACACAUGAAGCAAAUUGUGACUUUAAUUUAGUGACCUUAAUUAAAGAUGCAUCCUCGUCGAAUGAUAUGAUUUGUAAUUUGGUUUGUGGAAGAUCUGUUGCUAUGCUAACAAAUAUCUGCGAUGUGUGGAGGAGCUUUUAUCUGUCAGGUGUAAGUGCUUUAUCUUACUCUGAAACCUUUUCUUUCUGUUCACUUGAUUAACAUCCAUUCAGAAGACAUUUGUACAUAGGUACAGUACUAUUUUUAUAUGAAUGGAAUUUUUCUGCACUGUAAAUAAA